Molecule: messenger RNA, 2318 nt
Organism: Notothenia coriiceps (black rockcod)
Lineage: Eukaryota; Metazoa; Chordata; Actinopteri; Perciformes; Nototheniidae
Product: mannosyl-oligosaccharide 1,2-alpha-mannosidase IC
Exons: 7
Coding region: 1131-2318 (395 amino acids)
Biological process (GO): carbohydrate metabolic process; mannose trimming involved in glycoprotein ERAD pathway
Cellular component (GO): endoplasmic reticulum; extracellular exosome; Golgi membrane
Molecular function (GO): mannosyl-oligosaccharide 1,2-alpha-mannosidase activity; calcium ion binding
Source: RefSeq, a predicted model, not a curated record
AGAAAUCCGACCAGCCUACUGGAUUGUCGAGCAGCGGACCGUUUUUCUUCUCUCCCCCCCUCCUCCUCGCCCCCUGCCUGCACUAUAUGUUACAUUUCCAGCCCCUCUCCCCUCGCUUUUUUACGCAGGCGGACGUCCACGGCACAGCGACACAAGUGCGCACUACAGGCGGAGGAGGAGGCACGGCAGGCGGACGGACGGACGGCGGUGUGUCGGUCUUUGUUGGACACCCGGCAGACUGGAUUGUGGAUUUGUUUAUUCUCUGGAUUUUGGAUCAGGGCUAGGAUAACUUCGCAUGGGACAAAAAAACCCGCCUUCUUUCAUGUCAUCCGCCGAUUUGUUUCGCCCGGCGUGUUGACACCAGUGUGAGGGGGAAUCGGAGGCGACACACUGGAGAAGAUUGACAGAUAGGCGACAUGAAUAUACACGCGUUUCCGUCCUGCAGCUGUACAGGAUAGAUGCAAACUAAAAACACGACUCGCGAUCUUACAUGUGAUUUCGGGUGCUUAUAAUGCAGAGACGUGAGUCGGUUUGAACGGAGACCAGGAAAAGAUGCUCUGCUGCACGCUUGAGGUUUUGCACCGUAGGGCAAUGUGUUAUUGACGAUUUUGCACGGCGUGGAAUAAUGCAUCGAGACACAACUUUGUUCACAGGCUUGGCAGACUGCGAUUAUAUUUUAUAAGAGUGCAUGUAUUCGCUAGCCUGGCGUGUGCUCUGGUAAUCCUGUUAUUCUUGAAUAUAGCUUUCAGGACAACGCCGGUGCCAUUUAUCUGUCAGCCCCGGAGCCCUGUUCCGUUCCACAUUUCUAAACCCAAAUCCUGCAUUCUAUUGAUGUCAGUGAUCCCGUUAUGUAGAUAAAACCUCUCGAGUUGUGUUGCCAAUGACUGGUAGAUUGUUGAUGUAGGCAGGCCUGACCUUCGCUUAUGCAGAUCCAAUCGAUAGCGCGAUAAAGACAGCGCUGGCUGUUUGUGCUCCUCUGCAACUGUCACGGGGGUGUGUUUAAAAUCCGGCAUAUUUAGUUUUUACACAUGCCCCAACGCAGCAGUGAAGCUCCUCAGUAGAGUGGAGACUGUCAACACACUGAGGUGUCGGAUACAAUCCCGUAAAGCAACGUCUCAACAAAAGUUUCAAUGGUUUUCCGAAAGUUGCCCGGCGUGUCGGCAUCGGGCAUGGGUCUGCGCCUGUCCCAGAAAUUCGUGUUUCUGCUCUUUCUCUCGGGUUUAGUAACACUUUGUUUUGGGGCGCUUUUCUUUUUGCCCGACUCUGUGCGACUAAAACGCAUUUUUCUGUCCAAGACAGAGACCCAGCCGGUCACUGUUGGCUCCGGGUCCGAGAACGAUGCCAGGGAGCACCUGAAGAGACCCAAGGAGCAGGGCAUGACCCCCGCCAAGGGAGAGAGCAGCACCAAGCUGAAGAGCCUGAUCCGCAAACCGAGCGUCUCUCACGAGGCCACCGAGGAGCGGCUGGCCGGGGGGAAAGCCCAGGAGGACCUCACACUGCCCCGGUUGAUAACGGAGUCUGCCUCGGUGAAAGCGUCCUCCUCUGACAACCUGGAUACUUUCAGUUACAACAAGUUUAAAGGAUGUCUGCUCAAGCCCCCGCUGGGCAGAGACGGCGGCCAAACCAGCGACCCCACCACCAACGAGCGACGGGAGAAAGUGAAAGAGAUGAUGAAGUUUUCCUGGGACAACUACAAGCGCUACGCCUGGGGGAAGAACGAGCUGCGGCCUUUGACCAAAAACGGGCACAUUGGCAACAUGUUUGGCGGCCUCAGAGGAGCCUCCAUCAUCGACUCACUGGACACACUUUACAUUAUGGGACUGAUGGAAGAAUAUAACGAUGCCAAGGAGUGGGUGCAGACCAGCCUGGACCUAAACUCGAAUGGCGAGGCAUCACUCUUUGAGGUGAACAUCCGUUACGUUGGCGGCUUGCUGUCGGCCUACUACCUGACAGGAGAGGAGUUUUACAAGAAAAAGGUGGUGGAGCUGGGAGAGAAGCUGCUGCCGGCCUUCAACACGCCGACAGGAAUCCCCCGAGGAGUCAUCAACCUGGGGAGUGGCACCAGUUGGAGCUGGGGCUGGGCCUCAGCCGGGAGCAGCAUCCUGGCUGAGUUCGGGACCCUCCACCUCGAGUUCGUCCAUCUGUCUGAGCUCUCCAGGAAUCCAAUCUACACGGAGAAGGUGAUGAACAUCAGAAAAGUACUGAACAAGAUUGAAAAGCCACACGGCCUGUACCCCAACUUCCUCAGUCCUGUCAGCGGCAACUGGGUCCAACGUAAGUUCUGCGUUAGCUUCAUCUGGAGGCUUCAAUCUGAUUAA